CGGCCAACGCCCUUUCCUCCUAGCUCUCGUGUUCUUCGAGUCUUGUCGACCCUCAGGCUUGCAACUGAACACCAUGUCCCCCACUCUCAACGUUAAGGGUGCAGAGUCCGGCGCCGCUCGCAUUCUCGGCUCGGGAUUCACUGUAGGCGUUGCUGAGCUAGUCGUCUUUCACCCUGUGGAUACUAUUACUAAGCGGUUGAUGAGCAACAAGUCGAAGGUCUCCUUUUCGACGCUUUCGCCAAUUAUCUUCCGCGAACACGCGACUGCGCCCCUUGGAAGGCGUUUACUGUCGCUCUUCCCUGGUCUUGGCUACGCUGCUGGUUAUAAGGUUACACAGCGUAUUUACAAGUACGGCGGCCAACCAUGGUUCAGCGAUAUUAUUACGAGGAACUACAAGACUCAGUUCACAAACACGUUUGGUGAGAGGAAAGGCAAACUAAUGACCCAAGCUCUUGCUGGCAGUAUGACUGGUAUUGGCGAAGUCGUCCUUCUGCCAUUGGAUGCCCUCAAAAUUAAGAGGCAGGUGAAUCCCGAAGCUUUCCGUGGACGUGGCGUCGUGCGGAUCUUCCUCGAGGAAGGCACGACGCUUUACCGUGGCUGGGGAUGGACCAUGGCCCGCAAUGCACCGGGAAGUUUUGCUCUUUUUGGUGCUUCUGCCUUAACCAAGGACUACUUGUUCAACCUCGACGACUACCAUAAGGCGACCUGGGUACAGAAUUUUGUUGCUUCGAUCGCCGGUGCUGUCGCGUCCAUUAGUGUUGCGGCACCCCUCGAUACGAUCAAGACCCGUAUCCAAAAUGCCAACUUCGAGACUAAGGUCAGCGGUAUGACUGUGGUCAAGGAUUUGGUCAAGAACGAGGGUCCCACUGCGCUAUUCAAGGGUCUAACCCCUAAGAUCCUGGUUGUCGGUCCUAAGCUCGUCUUCUCUUACACCCUUGCGCAGACCCUCAUCCCGAUGUUCUCCAAGUAUGUUUAAGAAGCUGAAAACCCUUCCCAGGGUCCGUAGCUUCGACACAACCCGCUAUUCUACGCUAGCGCAUUUGGCCGCUCCCCACAGCCUAUAUCUAGAACCGCUUGCAACUUUAAAAGUACUUACUGCUCCCCUCACAUCUCACCACUUAUCCAUGCUGUCGACACCUGCUUUGUAUAGCUAUCUUAUGGACCCGGAAUUAUUCACCUCGUUGCGAACAUAUGCAUGCUGCCGAGUUUUGCUGAUGAAUCUUGAGCUGG
Molecule: messenger RNA, 1230 nt
Organism: Phanerochaete carnosa HHB-10118-sp
Lineage: Eukaryota; Fungi; Basidiomycota; Agaricomycetes; Polyporales; Phanerochaetaceae
Exons: 7
Coding region: 74-976 (300 amino acids)
Cellular component (GO): mitochondrion
Molecular function (GO): guanine nucleotide transmembrane transporter activity
Source: RefSeq, a predicted model, not a curated record